GUAGGAGAGAGCUGAGGGGAGGGGACAACUUCACAAUAAAACAGCUGCCUUUAUUUUAGAACCACAGGUUAAAAAUGGACCAGCACCAAGUUAUCAGAUAAUUAAAGGAUUCAUCGACAUUUUCAUUUUUCAGCCCAUCCAAAACAUAAAGUACACCAUACAUUCCAAUGGGACAUUCAGCAAAAAACUGAAAAAAAUGCGACAUCAUUUUUGAAGCCCUAAAUAAUGCCCCAAUACACCAGCGGUUUAAAAGCCCCAGACUGUGGAUCUCCCCCUUAGACAAAGCUUGGGAAAAGGUGCCCCACAUCCCCCAUAGUUGUCUUGCUUGGUUUUGCUAAAUUCCUGGAUGCCUAGGAUCAUGGUAAUAAUUUUGAUCCUAUAGACACUUAACAAUUGAGCAAAAAUAGCCUAAUAUGGCUGUUUGACAUGCAUUCAGACUGUAAUAAGGUCUCUUUUAACUAACUUACUAAUCAAUCAGUGUUGAAAUGCUUGAAUUCUAGCCUAUAUAUUAGGAAACUACAAUACAUCUUAAUGUUAAUAUGUACCAACACAUCAACAAUCACAUUCGGUGAAAGUGUUGCUUCCAGGAGAGUUUUAGCACAUCUCCUCUGGGUAUUAGCUGGCCUUUUAUCAAACAUCAUUGUGAGGUUUUAUUGUCAAACAUCAUUGUGAGGUUUUAUUGUCAGGGAGGAGCAAAUGUAAAUGCUGAGGUCAAAAGAGCGGAAUAAGAUCUCAACAGCAGGAGAGAGACAGAGACAAACUCAUUCUGACAUACAACUCCAGAGGAGAUACUAAGAUUUUGGCAAGGACAAAGAUCUAACCAAGUCCUUCAGAGAUGACCCGGGGUAGCGCAGCAGCAAGUGACAUGUUUAUCAGUCAGGAGGACUGUUUUACUGCCCAUACAUCUUUCUUUCAGAAGGUCAGAAGAUCAUCGGAUGAGCUGAUCGAUUCGGGUAAACAGGAGCUGACGCCUAGUGAGAUUCAACAUAAGAUUAAAGAGUAUAAUGCACAGAUCAACAGCAAUCUCUACAUGGUGGCCAAUAAAGAUGGGUCCUACACUGGAUUCAUCAAGGUCCACUUUCAGUUAGUCCGUCCUAUCUCCCUUCCUCCUGCUGAGAACUCAUGCUCAACACAGGAGGAAGAUCAGCAGGGCCGACGGAUGAAACGGCGGACAUCUUUCUACCUCCCUAAAGACGCUGCCAAGCACCUGCAUAUAAGCUCCCAAACACGAGUGCGAGAAGUCAUCGAGGCACUACUCAACAAGUUUACUGUGGUGGACAACCCGGCCAAGUUUGCCCUGUUUGAACGCUCAGAGAGACAUAGUCAAGUGUACAUGCGUAAACUGCCUGAUGAUGAGCAUCCCCUCCACCUGCGCCUGUGUGCUGGCCCCAGUGAAAAGGUCUUGACCCUUAUUUUGAAGGAGAAUGAGACAGGGGAAGUAAAUUGGGAUGCAUUUAGUUUACCUGAGUUGUGCAACUUUCUGCGAAUCCUGAAGCGUGAGGAGGAAGAGCAUGUGCGGCAGAUUGAGAGGCGCUACACUCGCACUAGGGAAACCACGAAGCAGGCUUUGGCAAGGAUUACGACUCCUGGUUGACUGUGAAGAAUUGAACUAAUCUCCAUAUCUUAACAUGAAGAAGAACACUCUCACACUUUAAAUAGUAUUGUGGAUUAUGAGGGUAAAAGGGAAAGCAAGAGCUCAGACAAUGACAUUGUUUUCAGUAAAUGCUGUUCAUGAAGGAGGGAUGCUGCUAUGUGUACGCAUUGAGCCACUGUUGUGAACUGAAUGGGUGUAUAAUAGAUGAUCUUUGAUUGAAUGCAGCUCUUUCUUGAAGAACCAUGCUACUUGUUUGGGUUAUUUAUAGUGGUAUUAAAACACACUUAUAGUAUAUUGUUCAUUUAUCAUGUGAUCUUUAGUUAUUUUCUGUGAAGCUGUUUUAAAAUGUUGGCACUUUAAUUAACCUGGGAAAUUAAUUUGGGCAAGAUAUAAUGUGAAACAAUUUGUUUACAUUCUAACUUUCUAAUAAAAAGAUCAUAAUAAAUAA
Trematomus bernacchii (emerald rockcod) is the source of this 2042-nucleotide messenger RNA. RefSeq names its product Ras association domain family member 1 (gene rassf1). The coding region runs from base 836 to 1594 and encodes 252 amino acids. Gene Ontology annotation, biological process: Ras protein signal transduction. The record is from RefSeq and is a predicted model, not a curated record. Gene Ontology annotation, cellular component: nucleus; microtubule cytoskeleton. NCBI's taxonomy places the organism in Eukaryota, Metazoa, Chordata, Actinopteri, Perciformes, Nototheniidae. The transcript has 5 exons.